This is a messenger RNA of Mycena indigotica, 930 nucleotides long. RefSeq lists its product as uncharacterized. NCBI's taxonomy places the organism in Eukaryota, Fungi, Basidiomycota, Agaricomycetes, Agaricales, Mycenaceae. Gene Ontology annotation, molecular function: heme oxygenase (decyclizing) activity. Gene Ontology annotation, biological process: heme oxidation. The transcript has 3 exons. The coding region runs from base 1 to 930 and encodes 309 amino acids. The record is from RefSeq and is a predicted model, not a curated record.
AUGUCCGUCAUCGACCUCUCCCAGCCUUUGUCCGAUGUUCUCCGGGAAGGCACCAAGAAAGCCCACGAGGAGGUCGAGGUCAGCCCUGCGGCGUCUGCGAUGCUCAAGGGAGAGCUGGCCAAGGAGGAAUACGUCCGCUUUCUCAUGAUGUUAUGGCACAUUUACGACACCUUUGAACGGGGUCUCGAGCGCCACCAGAACCACCCCGUCCUCGAACCGACAUACAACCCAACCCUCCUCGCUCGCGCCCCCCACCUCUCGGCUGACAUUGCCCAUCUGCUGGGCGUUACCGAGUCGCAGUGGAAGUCCCACCGAAUACACGCCCAAUUAACGGCCAAUGGGACACUGCCACCGGCAUUGGCGACAUAUACCGCGCGGAUUCAAGAGAUUGCGGACUCGUCUGACCCGUCGGCGCUCUUGGCACAUGCCUAUGUUCGAUACCUCGGUGAUCUUAGCGGUGGACAGACCAUUCAGCGCGCCUUAGCCAAGGCCUACGGCUUAACAAUGGGAGGGGCGGGUUUGUCAUUCUACUCAUUCAAAGAACUGCACUCUUCGAAACCUGCAAGCAUUGGGGAAAUGAAGAAGAUCAAAGACUGGUUUAGGGCUGGGAUGAACAAAGGCGCUGGGGAUAAUAUGGACGUCAAGGCUGCGGUCAUGGAGGAGGCCUCCCGCGUGUUCGAAUUUACGGGCACGAUAUUCAAGGAGGUCGAUCGCCACCGUGCAGAUGCCAAGUCCCGCGUUGUCUUUGAGAAUAAAGAUGACGAGCCCAGAAGCUACCCGCUCGCCAGCGUCAUUUCUGUCAUCCUUGCCAUCUGUGUCGCGCAUUUCGCGCUGACUGUCUUCGGAUUUACUGGCGAGCGCGGCUACGAGAAACUGGUCAUGGUCGAGGAGUGGCUGGCGGGUCUCGGUGGUGUUCGCAAGCCAGAGUAA